Molecule: messenger RNA, 3336 nt
Organism: Drosophila biarmipes
Lineage: Eukaryota; Metazoa; Arthropoda; Insecta; Diptera; Drosophilidae
Gene: Hex-A
Product: hexokinase type 2
Exons: 1
Coding region: 319-1965 (548 amino acids)
Biological process (GO): glycolytic process; glucose 6-phosphate metabolic process; intracellular glucose homeostasis
Cellular component (GO): mitochondrion; cytosol
Molecular function (GO): glucokinase activity; mannokinase activity; D-glucose binding
Source: RefSeq, a predicted model, not a curated record
CAACGGUCGGCGAGUGAAUUCAAUUCCGUAAAAAACGUUUCGAGCGGCGGACGCGUGCAGCGGACGAAAAUAAAACACGGAGAGCGAGCGGCGAGUGCGGAGGCAGAAAACAGCAAACAGAAAACUAGAAAACUAGAAAAACAGAGACCUAGCAAAGCAGAAUAACUGUAAAACUCAAACUCAAAGACUCAAGGCACACUUGAAGAAAAACUCGCUUCAGCCGUUGCGCGAAAGAUCGCGAGUGUGUAAACAAGGCAGCAGUAACCACUUUUUUUUUGCCGUGUGAGUGCAAGGAAGAGAGAGUAAGCGAGGCAAAGAAUGGAUCGCGAGCUGAACGGGGCGAUGAGGAGCGUGUCCAUAAAUAGCGCCCAACAGAACGGUCACAACAGCGCCGUCGGGGGCGGCGGUCGGGACGAGACGGACCGCGUGGGCGUGGCCCCGGGGGCGGCGGCACUGAGCGGUGCACCGGCGGCGACCACAAAGUUGGGCGCCACAAGCACAGCCACAAGCGCUGGCAAAACGACAGCAGCCGCCGCCACCACAACAAAUUCAACUCACAGCAACAGCAACAGCAGCCCGCAGCAAAUUGCACUCUUGUCCGCUGCAGAGAAAACCAAGAUGGUGCACGAGUUAUGUCAGCAGCUGCUUUUGACGGACGAGCAGGUCCAGGAGCUGUGCUACCGCAUCCUGCACGAGCUGCGCCGCGGCCUGGCCAAGGACACGCACCCCAAGGCGAACGUCAAGUGCUUCGUGACCUACGUGCAGGACCUGCCCAACGGCAAUGAGCGGGGCAAGUUCCUGGCCCUCGAUCUGGGGGGCACCAACUUCCGGGUGCUGCUCAUCCACCUGCAGGAGAACAACGACUUCCAGAUGGAGUCCCGCAUCUAUGCCAUACCGCAGCACAUCAUGAUCGGCAGCGGCACACAGCUGUUCGAUCACAUCGCCGAGUGCCUGUCCAACUUCAUGUCGGAGCACAAUGUGUACAAGGAGCGGCUGCCGCUGGGCUUCACCUUCUCCUUCCCGCUGCGCCAGCUGGGCCUGACCAAGGGUCUGCUGGAGACCUGGACCAAGGGCUUCAACUGCGCCGGCGUGGUCAACGAGGACGUGGUGCAGCUGCUGAAGGACGCCAUCGCCCGGCGCGGCGAUGUCCAGAUCGAUGUGUGCGCCAUCCUCAACGACACCACCGGCACCCUGAUGAGCUGCGCCUGGAAGAACCACAACUGCAAGAUCGGCCUCAUUGUGGGCACGGGCGCCAACGCCUGCUACAUGGAGCGCGUGGAGGAGGCGGAGCUGUUUGAGGCCGAGGAUCCCCGCAAGAAACACGUCCUCAUCAACACGGAGUGGGGCGCCUUCGGCGACAACGGGGCCCUGGACUUUGUGCGCACCGAGUUCGAUCGGGACAUCGAUGUGCACAGCAUCAAUCCCGGCAAGCAGACGUUCGAGAAGAUGAUCUCGGGCAUGUACAUGGGCGAGCUGGUGCGCCUGGUGCUGGUGAAGAUGACCCAGGCGGGCAUUCUGUUCAACGGACAGGACUCGGAGGUCCUCAACACCCGCGGCCUGUUCUUCACCAAGUACGUGAGCGAGAUCGAGGCGGACGAGCCGGGCAACUUCACCAACUGCCGCCUGGUGCUGGAGGAGCUGGGCCUGACCAAUGCCAGCGACUCGGACUGCGCCAACGUGCGGUACAUCUGCGAGUGCGUCUCGAAGAGGGCCGCCCACCUGGUCUCCGCCGGCAUCGCCACGCUGAUCAACAAGAUGGACGAGCCCACGGUGACGGUGGGCGUCGAUGGCAGUGUGUACCGCUUCCAUCCCAAGUUCCACAACCUGAUGGUGGAGAAGAUCUCGCAGCUGAUCAAGCCGGGCAUCACCUUCGACCUCAUGCUCUCCGAGGACGGCUCGGGCCGUGGGGCGGCCCUGGUGGCCGCCGUCGCCUGUCGCGAGGACAUACUCAACAGCAAGAAGUAGGAGGAGCACCAGCAGCAGCAGCAGCAGCAGCAGCAGCAGGAGGAGGAGUCGCUGGAGCAGCUGGAGCAGCAGGAGCAGUCCUAGGAGAAACAGCACCACGUACACACCACAGACACACCGACAGACACAGAACCUAGUAAACGGCCACGGUGGCGUAUGCGUAAUAGUUACAGUAGAGCCUCGCCAACUCGCAGCGGCCCCCAAAAUGUCGCCCAGAAAAAUACAAAAAAAGCUGCCACGAAGAAAAGUAAUCAAAGAACCCAUUCACGUCGUACGGGGCAUUUGCGGGCUGGCCUGGCCUCUGAUUAGUAUUUUAAUUAGGCAAAAACCAGGUUUUUAACAAGAAACGUAACAGAAGAGCCCCACUAAGAGACGCUCUAUCUCCUUCUCUCCUAGUUAAACGAAACCGAAACAAAAACGCUAUGCUUAAUGAUUAUGGAUCGAUUUUCGAUUUUUGUUGAAAAUUUGUUAUGCUAUUAUAUACAUUUCUAUAUAUAUAUAUAUAUUUUACAAAAGCCAUAAUAUACACACACGAAAACAAGAGGUAUAUAUAGUACAAUUUGAGAAGCGAAUUUCAUUUCGAUUGAGACAAAACACUUUUUUUGGCGAAACCCCCGCCCAAACCCGAAAAGCCCGUGAAGAGCGCCGAAAACGGAGAUACUUAAAGCGAGCGGGAGGAGAAACUGUUAUACUACUGUGCUACAAGCAUUCUAGCAUAUCCUGCAGGACAACGGAAAGGGAAACUGUAAAGCGCACACUGUUGGAGCAGAGGCAAGGCGAAAGCGAAGCAAGAACGAAGGAGCAACAAAACAGCCGCCGAACGGGAGACAGAAAGGGAGGGAGCGCGAGAGAGGGAGAGGGGCAUACUAGGUAGUGCUACCGUGUCCUUUCUCUAACUGUAAAUGUUUAUAUAGAACCUAUUACGAAGCGUUAUAAUAAUACGUUAUGAUAAUACUGCAUACAUAUAUAUUUACAUAUAUAUACAUAUAAAUACGAUAUAUUUAGCCACUAUAUUACUGAUUUUUGUAAUGUAUUGCUUGUCUUGUUUAGUGAAUGUGUUUGUUGUUAACUUAAGCAGGUAAAACUAAACAAACUUUUUUUUCCUUCGGUAUAGAAACGCACUUUGCGAGCUAUUAUUUAUGUAAUUGUACAUUUGACCUAGUUUAGUGUUUAGUUCUUAUCUUAGUUUCUAAAUGUCGUCGGAGAAGCCCGCAAUACAUCCCCCAUAUGUGCCCACCCGAAAACCACCCCACAGAUCCCUUAAUUAUAUUUAGUUAUUGUUUACGAACGACAGCAGCGGAGGAGUGCGAGGAGCAAGGCAAAUAAGCGAAAUGAAAGUGAAAAGCAAAUAAAAUUUGUUCUUAAUUCAUA